Messenger RNA from Lolium perenne, 2835 nucleotides. RefSeq lists its product as uncharacterized. The record is from RefSeq and is a predicted model, not a curated record. NCBI's taxonomy places the organism in Eukaryota, Viridiplantae, Streptophyta, Magnoliopsida, Poales, Poaceae.
UCCCUCUGCAGUUUGCGGGGGUAAGUCAGAGGAUCUCGUUCGGGUAAUUAGGGUAACCCCCCGGCGUCGAUUAGGAAUUGGCAGAAGUAUCCGUUCAUGACUCUGUUUCUCUCUCCAAAAGAAAAUCUCUGUGCGCCGCCCCUGUCUCCUUACUAUCAAUCCAAGCCAAUCCAAUACAAUCGAUACAGGUUGGUUCUGCCUGCGUGCUGGAAUCAUAGGCGCUCUGUUUGCUGUGCUGGUCGGCGCCAGCAAGGAAGAGGAGUGUGAGAUUCUUGCUCUGUCCGUGUUGAUUUCAGAAGUAUAAACAUCCAUGAGUCGGCGUUUUGUGAAUCUGGUGGUGAAGAAAUUGAGCAGCAUUCGCCCCGUCUUCAACCUGCACCGCAUCGAUCCGGCAGGCUUAUUCCACCCAGCAGGAUCACCAAAACUAGCAGAUGCAGCAGCAGCAGUGCAUAAAUGUCCAGAUCCCGGUCGGCUGCCCCCCGCCGCCAUAUCCUUCCCGUUGAACAAAGCCGAGUGGAUGCGUAUCCACUUCAUGGCCUUGAACAAGGACGUCGUCAUUGCCGUCGACCACAUGGGCCGCACCGUCGCCUACGACGCCGCUCUUGGAACCGUCCGCAGCAUGAAUGCAACGCAACGCCCCGACUGGAGCCCCAUCUCCAUCACCGUCGGCAACGGCCUCUACACCCUGUCCAUCCACCAUCGACCGCCGCCCAUAGGGAACUCUUUCCAGGUUCUGAGCUACGGCCGCCCGCUUGGCUACUGCUGGCCGGAGGACUGGAACUGGCGCCCCCUCCAGCCGCCUCCCCUCGAGUACCACAAGUACGUCCACAACUACCUGGAGGCUCCACACCACCCGUGUGCCAUCCGUGCCUGGGCGGUGGUUCGGGAUUCCCAGAUAUGGAUAUCCACGGAGGGCGCCGGAACUUACUCCUUCGACACACAGACGGGCACCUGGAGCAAUGCUGGCGACUGGUCUAUGCCCUUCAGAGGCCACGCCGAGUAUGCACCGGAGCACGGCCUCUGGUUUGCCCUCUCGGACGGCGAUGCUCGGCUCUGCGCCGUCAGUGUGGCUGACCUUGAGCUCACGCCCACGGUGUGCCGGAACCUGUGGGUAGACGACACGCCUGUCCCUGAGGGGUGGAUCCCGACGGUGUCCCGCAUCUUGCCGCUAGGCUCUGCCAAGUUCUGCCUCGUGAGGCUCUCGCAAAAGGAUCAGCGGGGCAAGACGGUACAACAGCUCUGGAGAAGCAAGGUCCAGACAUGUGUGGUGCUCGCUGGCUUGGAGGUCCUCAAGCAUGACGACGCAGCAGCUCUCCACAUUGUGAAGCACAAGUCCAAAACCUACCGAUUCAGAGGCGAUGAGGUCGAACUGCUGUGAUAAGGGCAUCUCCAACCGGGCGACCAAAACGGACGCGCUGGGCCGUCUGUUUUGGGCCGUUUAGGUGGUCGCGCGGACGGAGCCCCGCGUCCUCGCGUCCGUUUGGGUCGCGCCCUGCGCCCAACGCAGCGGCCACACAUUUGGCCAUUUGGCAUAUUUCUUUGAGAAAUAGGUCAUCUGGCCACGCAUCCUUAUAAAUAGUAUCUAACAAACAUAGAAUAAUAUCUUGAAAUUAUAGAAUAAUAUCAAAUAAACUGUUGCAUGAUGAAGAAAUGAAAUGUGGCAUAGUUCGAAGAAAUAUAAAAAUUACAAAUUGAGAUUGUCAACUCAAUUUGGGCGCUCUAGGAUCUCCUUCCGCCUCUUCUCGAACCAAGCUCUCUUCGCCUCGCUCAUGUUGGUCAAGUCGGUGUUCAUGAUCAGGUUGUCCUCGGCUUGCCGUUUGAGCUCAACUUUCCUCGCCUUCAACUCCACCUCUUGGGCCCUUGCCAUUGCUAGGAGCUCAAUUUCUCUUUCUUUGAUCUCAAUUUCUCUAGCUUUGGUCUUGGCCUUGAUCUCUUCAAUCUCAAGCUUCUUCUUUUGGACAUCGAAGUACUUCUUCGUGUCCUCUUCUUUCUCCUGGCGCCUCCUCUCAUCCCUCUUGUCUGUGGACACCUCUCUGUCCGCAUGCAUCUCCUUCAAAGUGUCAAACAAUAGCAUGGACGAGGCAUCACACUUCAAGUCGGCUUUGGUUGCCUUGUGGCCGCGUGGACGACUUGCACGAGAAGUGGAGCUACCGCAAGGCUGCCCACCAUCAAGGUCAAUGACCGUGGGAUCUUUGGCGGUCUUGUUGCCAGUCAAGGUCGCCAUGUACCCCUCGAACCCCUCCUGGAACUUGGGGGUGCCAUGGAGUUGCUUCCAACAAUGAGGGAAGGUAAAGGUCUUGUCUCCAUUGUUGCCUUUGUACCAUUCCAAAGCUUGCCACACCUAGAGCAAAGCAAGACAACAAUGAUAAACAUAUGUGCAAACAUUGGAUGACUAAUUUGAGGUUUAAGAAUCAUACCAAGUCCUUCACACCCAUCCCACUAACGGGGAUCCGCUUCACGUGUUCAUACGCCGCCUGAAACUUGUUGCAUUCCGUUUGAAUUGCUCCCCACCUCUUUUGGAGCGAUAGCUCGCUGCGGUCGCUCUCAAAUGGCUCAUGUCCGUAUUUGCGAUGUUCAUGGAAGUAAUCAUGGAUCCGGCGCCAGAAUGCGGUCCCCUUCUGCUCGGCACCCGUCAAUGCAUAUUGCCCGAUGGUCAACCAUUCAUCAACGAGCACCUUGUCCUCCUCCGUGUAGUUGCUGGUUCUUUUGCUUACGCGGCGACCUCCAGCUUGUGCAGCUGCGGCUUGCGUGAGUUCCUGACCGAACAAUGGCUCGUCGUCGAUGUUAAUGCUGUCGGGAUAGGCAGUGCUGUCCUGCUGUGUGGCAAUGGGAGGU